AUGAACAACCGGAUCGUCAGCACCGGGUCGGGGAUGAUGGGGAAGAUGGCAUCGGGACGACUUAGCGGAGCGUCUGUGGUGAGAUUGAAAAGUCGGACGGUGACGCUAUUUAAUUCGAGAUUUCACACUGGGAAAGAAGAAUGGAAAAACCGGACUGCUGUCUUAUGGGAUAGACAAUUUUACUCGCAAAAAGUGCAUUUGCAGAAUUACAGCAAGAAGCGGCUUGCGAAAUGGGCCGUUUUGACCAGUGUGACGCUAAUUAUUGGGUCUAUCUUGCUGGGACAAGACGAUUUGGAGAAAGAGGUGGAAGCAGAAUCUGAGGCUGCGGACAAUGCUCGUCGGCAACGUGGGCCCAAGAUACGGAUUUUCAACAAUAAUUGGCUGUUUUUCUGGUAUUCAACGCUACCGCUGAAUGCGAUGUCUCGUUUGUGGGGGCAAGUGAACUCGCUAACAUUGCCAAUGUGGAUGCGGCCCUGGGGUUAUCGUUUCUAUUCUACAGUUUUUGGAGUUGAUUUAGACGAAAUGGAAGAUCCAGAUUUCACACAUUACAAAAACCUUUCGGAAUUUUUUUAUCGCACAAUCAGACCCGAAACUAGGCCCAUUGCGCCGGGCGACGACGUCGUCGUUUGUCCCAGUGACGGCAAAGUCCUGCAACUCGGCGUCAUUAAUUCGCAUACAGGCGAAAUCGAGCAAGUUAAGGGUUUGACAUACUCCGUUCGCGAGUUUUUGGGCACUCACGCGCACCCUGCUAUGAGUAGACAAGGCUCCCAGGAAAAUCUGGACACCAGAAAGCAUGACAACGAUUCUGAUAAUGAAAAACCCGUUGAAUUUGCUCGCAUUAAUAGCAUACCUUAUACCUUCAAUGACAUCAUUGGCGAAACCCCGGGACCAGAGAGUUCUCACCUUCAAAAAAUCCAGUACAAAGACGAAGGAGACACGUCCCUUUCAUCCAAUACCCCUUCUGCCAACAAAGUCUUGAAAUUGUUAGGUCAAUUGUCAACUAACUAUUUGACACGUUUGACUGAUAGUGACCCCAAGAAUACCCAACUUUAUUUUGCUGUGAUUUACUUAGCUCCCGGCGAUUACCACCAUUACCAUUCGCCGGUCAACUGGGUUUGCAAAUUGAGGCGGCAUUUCCCAGGGGAACUGUUUUCCGUGGCCCCAUAUUUCCAAAGAAACUUCCCGAACCUUUUUGUUCUUAAUGAGCGAGUAGCCCUCUUAGGACACUGGAAAUAUGGAUUUUUUAGCAUGACGCCAGUAGGCGCUACCAAUGUUGGGUCCAUUAAACUGAACUUUGACAAAGAGCUUGUCACUAACGAGAGAAGAAGAAAGCGACUUGAACCACAUACAUGCUACGAAGCGACUUACGAGAAUACCUCAAAUGCUUUGGGCGGAGUGCCCCUGGUUAAGGGAGAGGAGAUGGGUGGCUUCAUGUUGGGGAGCACGGUAGUGCUUUGCUUCGAAGCUCCAAAAGAUUUCAAGUUUCAAAUAAGAAUUGGUGAUAAAGUUAGGAUGGGUCAGCUGCUAGGUCAAACUGCAUAA
Molecule: messenger RNA, 1542 nt
Organism: Lachancea mirantina
Lineage: Eukaryota; Fungi; Ascomycota; Saccharomycetes; Saccharomycetales; Saccharomycetaceae
Source: the annotation of a GenBank genome assembly